AUGGUAUCGAUCUCCCAAGGCAGUGCUCCUACCUCUAGAGCAAGGGUUAGGAACCAUAUCUCGAGUUACGGUGGACGUACCAUAUUGGGGUUUAUGGUGGCACGUUUCUUUGGCUCCAUGGCUCUUCUUUCUGCGUCUUUGGCUACCCCUUGGCAGGAUUGUGAAGUCAUUUAUCGUUGGAAGGGAUAUACCCUUUGUCUUUCAUAUACAUUUCCAGUCGUUUUUUUUUACUCCAGUGUAUUGGGAAUAAUCGCGCUAGUGUCGAAGGAUCAAAGUCGCCUAGCUACUCGAUUGAACAUCGUCCUCUUGCUUUUAGCGAUGUGCGUCUACACCUAUCGCGACAUUUGGCCGUUGGCUACAUACGACCAGACCCCGGCAGAUGCUGCUGAGGGUCACAUACUUUGGUCAAAAAUCAGUCUUCUCGCUUUUAUAGCCAUAUUCAUUCCGUUGUUUUGCCCUCGUCCUUACAUUCCUGUUGACCCCAAGAACCCAAUGCCUAUACCGAAUCCAGAACAGACAUCCUCAUGGAUCUCACGAGUCACGUAUACAUAUAUCGACUCCGUCAUUCUUCUGGCCAAUAGAGUGUCGCACCUUAGCUAUAAGCAGCUCCCGCCGCUCUCGGACUACGAUGCGGCAAAAUAUCAAGCGCAAGAAGCCUUUCCGCAUCUGGAUACCUAUCGUGGGGCCAAACGACGACAUCUCUUUUUUGGAAUGGUGUACCACUUCCGUAAGAGGGAGCAGCUGGCAAUUCUUUGUCCAGUCUUGGAUCAUUUUCUCAUACUUAUAUCAGUACUCACACGAAUCAGGUACAUGGAAACUGGCGGAGCUAAUGCGACGGUCAAACCUUGGUUAUGGAUUCUUAUGAUCCUCAUGGGACCCGUGUUCAGAUCUAUGUUCCAACAUUGGGACCUAUAUAUUGAGACGGUGAUACUUGUGCGUACUCAGGCAGUCCUCACUCAGCUUGUUUUCGAGCAUAGCUUGCGUAUAAGGCUCAAGGCUGAGGCUCCCAGCAACACAACCGCUGUAUCUGUUACUGACAGCGUGAGUGAUGAUGAGGACGUCGAAACUAUUGCAGACGACAGUUCUGCGGAAGGCUCGACUGUUCAGGCCUCAACCUCACGCACAGCCUCUAGUAAGGACGGUUCUUCAACGCCUGUGUCUGUCAAGGGGAAGUCAAAGGCCACGGACAAGGAGCAGGCUAAGCCUUCUGCUCCGAAAAAGCACGCCGGGGAUGCUGAGAACUUACUCGGAAGAAUUAAUAACCUCGUCACCAGUGACCUCGAUAGUAUCGUCGAUGGCGCUGAAUUUCCCAAUUUGCUUAUUUAUAUACCUUUGCAAAUCACGUUUUCCAUCAUCUUUUUGAGCAAGGUACUUGGUUGGAGCGCCCUUGUGGGUCUCAUCACCUUGCUCGUUACAAGUCCCCUCAGUGGUUACAUGGCAAAGUGGGUCAACAAUGUACAGGAAACUAAAAUGAAAAAGACUGAUGCGAGAGUUCAAACAAUUACCGAAUCAAUAAACGUCAUACGCAUGAUCAAGUUAUUCGGAUGGGAAAAUAGGAUGUCUCGCAAAUUGGACGAAACGAGGGAAGAAGAACUUCGCUGGAUAUGGAAGAUGAAGGUGAAACGCUCAUUCUUUCAUCCCACUAUCAUUCCGUCUUUGGCCAUGUUGUUAACAUAUGCUGCACAUACCGUCAUCAUGAAAGAAAAUUUGACUGCGUCGAAAAUUUUCUCUAGCAUGGCUGUGUUCUCCAUCUUGCGGGACCAAAUUGGCCAAAUUUCUUGGCAAGCAACUACAAUCAUUGAAGGCAAAGUGUCACUCGAUCGACUCACGCAUUUCUUGCACAACACCGAGGUCCUUGAUAGAUUUACGAAUUCGGACAAACCUUUGGCAAGCGGUAUUGCUCUGCCCUUGGAAGGCGAAAAUGCCGAGCAACUUGAGAUUGGCUUCCGUAAUGCCACUUUUGCCUGGUCGCUCAAAGAUGCGGAUGGAACGCUAACUCCUUCAAGUCGAAGCUACAGGCUUCGUGUACGAGACACAUUACUAUUUAAGCGUAAUUGUAUAAAUCUUAUCGUCGGACCAACUGGGUCAGGUAAAACGUCAAUAAUCAUGGCUUUACUCGGAGAGAUGCAUUUUAUACCAACGGGCCCCGACUCAUGGUUUAACCUUCCUCGCCUAGGGGGUGUAGCUUAUGCAGCCCAAGAAUCGUGGGUACAAAGCACAACUAUAAAGGAAAACAUUCUAUUCGGUUCACCAUACGAUGAGGAGAGGUACAAGAAAGUUAUAUAUCAAUGCGCAUUGAAACAAGAUCUGGAAUUGUUUGAAGCUGGAGAUGCGACAGAGGUUGGUGAACGCGGGCUGACUCUCAGCGGUGGUCAGAAGACAAGAGUGACGUUGGCACGCGCUAUUUACUCAUCAGCGGAUAUCGUCUUACUGGACGACAUCUUCGCUGCUUUAGACGUUCAUACGUCAACCUGGAUAUUAAAUCGGUGCCUUCGGGGAGACCUCGUCAAAGGAAGGACAAUUAUCCUCGUAACUCACAAUAUUGCUCUCGUGGGCCCUGUUGCCAAGUUUGUCGUAUCAAUUAAAUCAGAUGGAUCAAUAAGCUCUGCGGAAACCGUCACCGAUCUUGUCGAACUGGCUCCUGAAAUCGAGCAGCUUGAUAUUCCUGAUCCCACCGAAGGCGUUUCAGCCUCCGUAAAUGCAUCAGGUGAAGGAAAACUUGUUGUUGCAGAAGAGAUUGCACAGGGACACAUAACCUGGCGUUCACUGAAAUUGCUUGUAUUUUCCCUGGGAGGGAGACACCCCGUUUUAUUCUAUUUGGCAUUAACAGUGAUGCUGUCUGCCACCCAAGUAACGGCCAUCUUGCAGACAUGGUUUCUUGGCGUAUGGGGUGCUCAGUAUGAGUCUCGUGCGCCUUCAGAGGUUUCUCUUCCAUACUACUUGGGCAUGUUUUCUACGCUCAUUUUUGGCCAAACAUUUUUAUCAUUUGGGAUGAUCAUAUUCUACAACUAUCGCACUGUUGUUGCGUCGCGGGUUAUCCAUGCCGCACUGAUGGAAUCAGUGUUUGGAAGUACAUUCAGGUGGUUGGACGAAACACCCAUCGGACGCAUCAUCGCGCGAUGCACACAAGAUAUUCGUACCGUGGACACUAACGUGGUUCAGUCAUUCCUAUGGGUCAUUGACCAAAUAAUUGGGCUGAUUAGCAAGCUCGGUGCUAUUGUCCUUUUCACUCCCAUCUUCGUAAUUCCCGGUGUUGUCGUUGCGAUUGUCGGGACAGUUUUGGGAAGUAUGUACCUGAGAGCGCAGCUUUCGAUUAAACGGGAAAUGAGCAAUGCUCGAUCGCCUUUACUUGCUCACUUUAAUGCAGCAAUUCAUGGUCUAGUUUCGAUUCGCGCAUACGGAGCGCAACAAGCUUUCAAAGCAGAAUCACUCUCUCGUAUUGACCACUUCUCACGUAUUGCACGGUCAUCUUGGAACGUCAACAGAUGGGUUGGCCUCCGUACAGAUUUCCUGGGCGCAUUUUUUACUGCCUCCCUUGCAUUCUAUCAAGUAUACAUUCAAAACACCAGCGCAUCAGAUACAGGAUUCUCUCUCAACAUGGCCAUCGGUUUCUGCACAUACAUUUUCUGGCUUAUUCGGAUAUUCAAUAACUUUGAAAUCGAGUCUAACAGCUUGGAGCGUAUCCAGAGUUACAUUGACAUUGACCACGAGCCCAAGGCAACCUCUACGGGAGUGCCACCAGCAUCCUGGCCUACGAGUGGGGACUUGCGUGUGGAAAAUUUGACAGCUCGAUAUUCACAGACAAGUCCAGAAGUACUACAUGGUCUAUCGUUUCACAUACAUUCUGGAGAAAGAAUUGGCAUCGUCGGUAGAACAGGUAGUGGGAAGAGCUCAUUGACGCUCGCGCUUCUUAGAUGCAUUCUUACCGGCGGAAAGGUUUAUUUCGACGGGCUACCAACCGAUGAGAUUAACCUUGAAGCUCUUAGGUCCAGUAUCACUAUCAUCCCCCAAACACCGGAACUGUUGAGUGGUACACUACGUCAAAAUCUCGAUCCAUUCGAGCAACAUAGCGAUGCAAAGCUUAACGAUGCAUUGCGAUCCGCAGGACUGUUCUCGUUGCAGGAAGAAGCAGGAGAAGCUCGACUUACACUGGACAGCAAAAUUGCAGGCAGCGGUAGUAACCUAUCCGUGGGUCAGAGGCAGAUAAUUGCUCUAGCUAGAGCUAUGGUUCGCGAGAGCAAGCUCCUUAUCCUUGACGAAGCGACAUCUGCCAUUGAUUAUAAAACGGAUGAGAUUAUCCAGAACACUCUACGUACUCGACUUGACGCUGGUGUUACAGUCAUCACUGUUGCACAUCGACUUCAGACCAUCAUAGACGCGGACAAAAUCAUGGUUCUUGAUAAUGGCAACAUCGUUGAAUUUGGCGCUCCCCAAACAUUAUUAAGAAAUGAGAAUGGUUUUCUGAGAGCAAUGGUCGAUGGAAGUGGGGAUAAAGAGAAGUUGUACGAACUUGCCGGGGGCGUGUAG
Molecule: messenger RNA, 4527 nt
Organism: Psilocybe cubensis
Lineage: Eukaryota; Fungi; Basidiomycota; Agaricomycetes; Agaricales; Agrocybaceae
Exons: 32
Coding region: 1-4527 (1508 amino acids)
Biological process (GO): transmembrane transport
Cellular component (GO): membrane; fungal-type vacuole
Molecular function (GO): ATP hydrolysis activity; ABC-type peptide transporter activity; ATP binding
Source: RefSeq, a predicted model, not a curated record